AUGGCGGAACAACGCAUCGUAUACACACGCCACCAACUCCACGAUCUCAACACCGCUAUCUCUGCAUCUCAGUCUAAGAUCAACCAACAACUCAAUCCUGAUGACCUCAGCAAAGUACAGUCCUUCAACGACCACACCGCCCAGCUCGCCUUUCAGACCACCAAACUCAAGCAGAUUAGGAAGUUCGACCAACUACGUCCACGCAAGCCGAUCCGCACCAACGACCCUCCCAUUAAGGACACAGUAGUCAACCUCAGUCAGCACAGACUCUCCCAAGCCGAACACCAGGUUCUAUCCCUAGGACUCAACUUCGCCGUAGCUCCCAAGAAGAUACCGUUUUCCGACAUUGUGCAACAAGUAGAACCCAAGCUUCGUUUCCUCAUGCAUUAUAAGGACCGCCGCACGCAUAGCGAACACUCACUCCUGAAGACGGACACUCUGGAAGCAAGAAAGUAG
Strongylocentrotus purpuratus (purple sea urchin) is the source of this 456-nucleotide messenger RNA. RefSeq lists its product as uncharacterized. The transcript is spliced from 3 exons. Lineage: Eukaryota; Metazoa; Echinodermata; Echinoidea; Camarodonta; Strongylocentrotidae. The coding region runs from base 1 to 456 and encodes 151 amino acids. The record is from RefSeq and is a predicted model, not a curated record.